Hypomesus transpacificus is the source of this 2828-nucleotide messenger RNA. RefSeq names its product CUGBP, Elav-like family member 4 (gene celf4). The record is from RefSeq and is a predicted model, not a curated record. Gene Ontology annotation, cellular component: ribonucleoprotein complex; cytoplasm; nucleus. The coding region runs from base 305 to 1534 and encodes 409 amino acids. Gene Ontology annotation, molecular function: mRNA binding. NCBI's taxonomy places the organism in Eukaryota, Metazoa, Chordata, Actinopteri, Osmeriformes, Osmeridae. Gene Ontology annotation, biological process: regulation of alternative mRNA splicing, via spliceosome; mRNA splice site recognition. The transcript has 13 exons.
CUACACUGCAGCUAUACCUUUGACCCUCCUCUUUUUCCCCCUCCGCCACCUCCUUUCUCUCUCGUUCUUUCUCUCGCUGUCUUGUGCUUCCAGGGAGUUGUGCCGGGAAUGACUGAAGUUUUGAAAUGAUUCUAAGUAUUCGUCUGUGGGACUGUGAAGUCGGUGGCGCAUUAAUGGGUGCCCCUUGUUGCUGAGGUGAAUAGCUGCAAUGUUGGAAUGGAACAAAAAAAGAGUGGAAUGUGCAAACGCGCGUAAAGGAGAAUAUGAGAGAUCGUAGAGGGGCCUGUGAUUGACGGAUGCACUGAUGAACAGACCCAUCCAGGUGAAGCCGGCGGACAGCGAGAGCCGAGGAGAAGACAGAAAACUCUUUGUGGGAAUGCUCAACAAGCAGCAGUCCGAAGAUGAUGUCCGUCGUCUCUUUGAGUCAUUUGGUGGAAUUGAGGAGUGCACCAUCCUCAGAGGUCCUGAUGGAAACAGCAAAGGCUGCGCGUUCGUAAAAUACUCUUCCCACGCUGAAGCUCAGGCAGCCAUCAGUGCACUACACGGCAGCCAGACAAUGCCUGUGAGUGGAGGUGCCUCCUCUAGUCUGGUGGUGAAGUUUGCCGACACGGACAAGGAGCGUACCAUCCGGCGCAUGCAGCAAAUGGCUGGUCAGAUGGGGAUCUUUAACCCCAUGGCCCUGCAAUUUGGCGCCUAUGGGGCUUACGCACAGCAGGUCCAGCAACAAGCAGCAUUGAUGGCAUCAGUAGGUCAGGGUGGGUAUCUCAGUCCCAUGGCGGCCUUUGCCGCUGCCCAGAUGCAGCACAUGGCCACCAUCAACGGCAUCCCUGGGGCACCUAUGACCCCCACCUCAGGUGGUAGUACCCCACCUGGCAUCAGCGCCCCUACAGUAACCAGCAUCCCCUCGCCCAUCAGCGUCAACGGUUUCACUGGCAUGCCCCCCCCUCAGGCCAACGGCCAGCCCCCCACGGAGGCAGUCUUCACCAACGGGAUCCACCCCUACCCAGUGUUGCAGGAGGUGGUGUUUCGGGAGGACUCUGAGAAGAACGGCUUGGGCGUGGCUCCCCGGAGUUGUUUUGGGGUUCAGGGAGGGUGCUUCCUGUCCUCUCUCUCUGAAGCUCAGAGUCCUACUGCAGCCGAUCCUUUACAGCAGGCUUACACUGGGGUCCAGCAGUAUGCAGCAGCCUACCCAGCUGCAUACGGGCAAAUCAGCCAGGCCUUUCCCCAACCCCCACCCAUCAUACCACAGCAACAGAGAGAAGGGCCGGAGGGCUGUAACCUGUUCAUCUAUCACCUCCCUCAGGAGUUUGGGGAUGGCGAGCUGAUGCAGAUGUUCCUGCCUUUCGGUAAUGUCAUCUCCUCCAAAGUGUUUGUGGAUCGGGCGACAAACCAAAGUAAAUGCUUUGGGUUUGUUAGUUUCGAUAACCCGGGCAGUGCUCAGGCUGCCAUACAGUCCAUGAAUGGCUUUCAGAUCGGCAUGAAGAGGCUCAAGGUGCAGCUCAAAAGGCCGAAGGAUGCCAACCGCCCCUACUAGUCUCCUGCCCCACCCAGCUGCCCCUGCCCUGGGGGCUAAGGCAGCCGCUAAGCACAGGGAAAAGACGGGUUUGUAGAGCGGGAUCGUAACUUGAUUAAAUGAAAAAGACCACCGAACUGAAAGAGCAAUGGACAACAGGAUCAUUGGGAGGGGAUUCAAAUGCAUCAAAAACUGGGAAAAAUAUGAAAAGAGACGAGAUGAGUAAAAGGAUAACUGUUGGACGUACCGAGGUGAGGACUCAUACAAGCUUGGUAGCCCAACCCCUUCUGCCUCGCCCCCCAGGACUAAGGCUCUCUUUCUCUCCCCUCCACCUUUAUCUAUGGCCCCUAAAACCCUGCUUGAGUGACAUCUACCUUGUUGGACCACAAGGGAGUUAUUACUAAUGAUCAACUAGAAAAAAAGAAAAAAAAAAAGGGAAAAAAAAGAAAGAAAGAAAAACAUACAAAUGACCAACCCCAAUCGAAAAGAGACAAAGGAACCCUGGACAUCAGGAGACUUGAAAGAACUUUUUAAAAAAACAGUAUGGAGGAUUGCCAUAGGAUGUAUUUAAGUAAGGACGUUUGUGUAUGGAGGAACUAACUUUUUAAAUACCAAUUUUACAGGACAUGAAACACGAAGGGACAGACCUCUCUGGAGAGAUAGGACUUUGUCGGCGAUGUGAUAUUUCAGGACACAAACUCGCAUUGAAUGGGGAUGGCCAUCUUUAGCUUGGAGUGCCUGUCCGUUUCCAGGGGAUACCGUUGCCAAGGACAGCCAUAGCAACGGUCUCCAGGGAGUUUUACCUGUCAUUCCUUAGUUGUUUUAGGGACCAAAAGACCAAACAUUUUUAUUGCUGGGGACUUGUAGCUCUAAUAUACUCGGACCACUGCUUCUCUUUCAGUCAGUGUUAAGUGGCUAAAGAGUUGCAUUUAAAAGAUGUGUACAUUUAAAAUAUAUAUACAAUAUAUGUAUAUAUAUACAUAUAUAUUGCUGAUAUGCUUUUUGAAUACAGGCAGAACUAUUUCAGAUGACCAAUGGGGUCACUCACUUCGCUAGUUUACAAUUAACUAUUCAAAAGGUUUAUUUUUUUCUCUUCUCAUUUUCUCUUGGUAGUGAUGGAGAGUGCAUGGGGAGGGUUGUUCCAUAUCACAGCCUUACCUUUUCUAACUUGACAUCCUAACCUCAUAGUUAAAAGAACAUAAAAAAAAGUUUGAAAUAUAUAAACUUGUUUAUAUUUGCAGUACAUAUAUAUGUAUAUGUAUAACAAGCAUUCGAGCAAAUGUAUUAAUAUAUAUACAUAUAUACAGUAUAUAUG